GCAAAGUGGCUUUCCUUAUCCCGCUGACGUCGACUCUUUGAGUCGCUGCGAUUCCGGCUGGGCGAUAUGGCUGCCCAGAAGAUCAACGAGGGCUUGGAGCACAUCGCUAAAGCAGAGAAAUACCUGAAAACUGGAUUAUUAAAAUGGAAACCAGACUAUGAUAGUGCAGCUACAGAAUAUUCAAAGGCAGCUGUUGCUUUUAAAAAUGCCAAACAAUUUGAACAAGCAAAAGAAGCAUAUUAUAAAGAAGCUCUAUCCCAUGAAAAUAAUAAAGCUUUCUUUCAUGCUGCAAAGGCUUAUGAACAAGCGGGUAUGAUGUUAAAGGAGAUGCAGAAACAUCAUGAUGCAGUGGAACUGAUUCAGAAAGCCAGCAUGAUGUACCUGGAGAAUGGAACACCUGACACAGCAGCUAUCGCACUCGAUCGGGCUGGGAAGGUAAUAGAAAAUAUAAAUCCAGAUAAAGCUAUACAGCUAUAUCAGCAGACAGCUUCAGUAUUUGAAAAUGAAGAACGUUUACGGCAAGCAGUUGAAAUGUAUGGAAAGGCUUCAAGGCUUUUAGUCAGAGGCCGUAGACUAGAUGAGGCUGCAGCAUCUCUUCAAAAGGAAAAGAGUAUUUAUAAAGAUAUAGAAAACUAUCCAACAUGUUACAAAAGAACUAUUGCCCAGGUCUUAGUACAUCUUCAUAGAAAUGACUAUGUUGCUGCAGAAAAAUGUGUCAGGGAGAGCUAUAGCAUACCAGGCUUCAUGGAAAGCGAAGACUAUGCAGCCCUGGAGCAGCUCCUGGAAGGGUAUGAUCAACAAGACCAGGACCAAGUAUCAGAUGUGUGCAAUUCUCCACUCUUUAAGUAUAUGGACAAUGAUUAUGCAAAGCUUGGCCUUUCGCUGACUGUCCCAGGAGGAGGUAUAAAGAAGAAAUCCCCAGUUACUCCACAGAGUAAAGGAGGUGGACCAGUUGUAUCAACUUCUCAUGGAAAUGAGGAAGAUGAUGAAUAUGCAGGUGGAUUGUGCUAAUUCUAACUCUGUUCUCAAAUACUAUAUAAGUUUUUGCCCAGUGAACAAAUUCCAGAGGCAAUUAAAAUGGCAUCAUUGCAAUCAUGAAAUUGGAAAGACAAUAAUAUCAGCUUUGGGAUAUUUGUAUAAAAAGCAUGACUAUGCACCUUGAAGUAUUUCUGGAUUACAAUCAUAAACCGUAGUUCUUUACAGUGUGUUGAUUUUAAAGGAGUACUUGAGUACUGUAAUCCCUUCAAAAAAGGGAGAGAAUUUGGAAGGCAAUGUUUAUAUUGGAUUUUUCUCUCUAAAUAUCUGUAAUUUGGGAAUCUGUUUCAUGCCUCAGUAUCAACAAUCCUGCUAUUCGUACUAUUUCUGUUUUUGAAUAAUAUCAUUAAAUUAUUUCGAAACACCUAAAACUAUUAUAGAUUUCCUUUUACUUGUUUGAAUAUAAUGUUUAAUGAAUUGUCUAUAUACACAUCUAUGAUUUGAACAGGAAUUCAGUGGAGUUUCUUUGCCAGGAAAGCACAGGUUAGAGACAGGAAUGUGAUAACCAUUCCUGUGAAGAUUUAAAAUGUGUCGAUUUGCAAUGUGUGGAUUUAAUGCACAAAUAAUGUGAAAUGAUUUGUACUUGAUGGACUUCGUAGAUAAACCAAAAAAGAAAUCCAGCUAUAAAAGAGUAUACUGUCUUCUAUUUGGAAUCCCAGUGGGCUAGAACUGUUUGACAUUUGUAUACUUUCUUGAAUAUUCUUCGUUAUAGUGGAGCUCAGAUUUUCAGCCUUUGCAUAAUGAGACUGCUGAAAUGUCCAGUAAAAUAACUUGAAUUUUCAUAGACAUUUGUACAUUAUUUCCUGCUACCUGCCACUAAAUUUGACAAUUCUUCUAUUUAAGGGAAUUUAGGCAAAUGAAUCUACUUGAAUGAUUGUGGAUAGCUGUAAUAACUGUCCACAAUAGCAUAUUAUGUGAGAAAGGAAAGAUAGCAGUCAGAUGCUCCUCUGUGUUUGUUCAGAAAAAGCUGUAGGCUUUUAAUUCCCUGCAUCCAGGAAUCAUAGAUUUCAAGAAGUAGAGCAUAAGAAUGUUGAACCUAGGGCCAAAUUAAAGGCUUUGGUGUAAUUCCAGACAUAGAACUUGGAAUGGUUGGCAGUGAAAAUAAUGUUUUAAUUCUAGAUUUAAUUAUGCUUUCAAAAUUGGAAUUUGUGACAGUGAAUGUAGUUUAAUACAUUCAGUGUCUAUCCUUGAAUAUUUGACCUACUGAUCUAUAUUAUAGCAGAUUAAAAAGUAAUGGAUUUACUGUUUCCUUUGUGAAAUGUAAAUAAUCUGUGUUUUCCAAAUAAUUAGUGCUUUGUUUUCCAAGGUAUUGUACACACUUCUUUUAACUGGAUCAAAAAUGUAGCAAAGAAGAAAGUUUUGGAAGUAAAUGCCAGCUUUUAGAGAGCAACAUCACAACCGUUGGUUUGCAUGAAUAUGCUGAAAUGUAAUCCAGUGUUACAUAAAAGUAACUGUAUUCGGAGUGACUUGUCUGUAUAUCCAGAUACUGUAUAAAAUGAUUUUUUGCAAUGUGAACCUUGUACUUAAUUGUAAAUGUGCCCAGCUUAUUAGUAAAUGCAAUAGAGUAUGAAAGGUGUUACAAAUCCCCUGCUGCUCUAGCCUAAGAAACUCUGUAGUUCACCCAUACAAAAUAAAAAAGAUAAACUCUAA
Candoia aspera is the source of this 2685-nucleotide messenger RNA. It is a transcript of the gene NAPG, whose product is annotated as NSF attachment protein gamma. Bases 67 to 1011 code for a protein of 314 amino acids. NCBI's taxonomy places the organism in Eukaryota, Metazoa, Chordata, Lepidosauria, Squamata, Candoiidae. Gene Ontology annotation, biological process: intracellular protein transport. Gene Ontology annotation, cellular component: SNARE complex; vacuolar membrane. Gene Ontology annotation, molecular function: syntaxin binding; soluble NSF attachment protein activity. The record is from RefSeq and is a predicted model, not a curated record. The transcript has 12 exons.